Molecule: messenger RNA, 3508 nt
Organism: Chlorocebus sabaeus (green monkey)
Lineage: Eukaryota; Metazoa; Chordata; Mammalia; Primates; Cercopithecidae
Gene: EML3
Product: EMAP like 3
Biological process (GO): microtubule cytoskeleton organization
Cellular component (GO): mitotic spindle
Molecular function (GO): microtubule binding
Source: RefSeq, a predicted model, not a curated record
GGUGGGGCUGGUCCGUUCAGCCCUGAGGGGUUAGGGGCUGGGGGGCGGAGACCUCGGGGCAGGCGCUCUCUAUCCCGUCCCCUGGGAAUCCGGGGGCGGGGAUCCGGGAAGGGCCUGGAGCGGGAGGCCGGGAGCAGGCCAGGGGGUCAGCCGGCUAGCCCCGCCCCCGUACUGAGCGACGAGGCCCGGACAGGGAGGGGUUACCAGGCGGCCCGGCCCCCCCUCGGGCCCGCCCCCCCUCCCGCGCUUCCUGGCGGCUCCGCGUCCGGCGCCUGUUUGUGCUGCGGCGCUGUGGCCCCGGACGGCCCCGCCACCCCACCCCCGGGAGCCGAGAGCGGCCCCGGGAGAAUCUGAGGGCCCGGGGGGGUCUGGGGACUGCGGACCCGGGCCCACAGCGCCCCCUCCAGGCCCCUUCCCCGCGCCCGAUAGCGCCCCCGCGGGGUGGUGGUACGGCGCCCUUCGCGCGCGCCCCGGGGUGCUUCCCCUUCCCCUCUCCCCGGCCGUGGCCCCCGCGGCUUAGACGCCUCCUCCGCCGCCGCCGCUCGGAGCAACCCGGGGGCCGGAUGGACGGGGCCGCGGGGCCCGGUGAGGGCCCUGCUCGGGAGGCCCUGCAGUCUCUGAGCCAGCGGCUUCGGGUGCAGGAGCAGGAGAUGGAGCUGGUAAAAGCAGCCCUGGCAGAAGCCCUUCGCCUGCUGCGGCUGCAGGUGCCGCCUUCCUCUCUGCAGGUCUCUGGCACACCAGCUCCUCCAGGGGACAGCAGUUUUGCGGCGCCCCCAGGACUGCCACCCACGCGCACCCCUUCGUUGGUGAGCCGAGGCACGCAGACGGAGACAGAGGUGGAGUUCAAGUCAUCCCCUGGACCCCCUGGCCUGAGCAAUGGACCCCCAGCCCCUCAGGGGGCCAGUGAAGAGCCUAGUGGGACCCAGUCUGAAGGAGGGGGCAGCAGCAGCAGUGGUGCUGGCUCCCCCGGCCCCCCGGGAAUCCUCAGGCCCUUGCAGCCCCCACAGCGUUCUGACACGCCGCGAAGAAAUUCUUCCUCCUCCUCAUCCCCCUCAGAGCGGCCUCGGCAGAAGCUCUCCAGGAAGGCAAUUUCCUCCGCCAACCUGUUAGUGCGGUCCGGGAGCACGGAGAGCCGUGGGGGAAAAGACCCCCUUUCUAGCCCCGGGGGCCCUGGAUCUCGGAGGAGCAAUUACAAUUUGGAAGGCAUCUCAGUGAAGAUGUUCCUUCGAGGCCGCCCCAUUACCAUGUACAUCCCAUCUGGCAUCCGCAGCCUGGAGGAGCUGCCGAGCGGCCCACCGCCGGAGACCCUCUGCCUUGACUGGGUUUACGGGUACAGGGGUCGUGAUUCCCGCUCUAAUCUGUUUGUGCUGCGCUCCGGGGAGGUGGUCUACUUUAUCGCCUGCGUGGUGGUGCUGUACCGGCCUGGAGGAGGCCCAGGGGGUCCUGGAGGCGGCGGCCAGAGACAUUACCGGGGGCACACAGACUGCGUUCGAUGCCUUGCUGUUCACCCUGAUGGUGUUCGGGUAGCCUCGGGACAGACAGCUGGAGUGGAUAAGGAUGGAAAGCCCCUGCAGCCUGUGGUUCACAUCUGGGACUCAGAGACGCUGUUGAAACUGCAGGAGAUUGGACUGGGGGCCUUCGAGCGGGGUGUUGGGGCCCUGGCCUUUUCAGCUGCGGAUCAGGGUGCCUUUCUUUGUGUGGUGGAUGACUCCAAUGAGCACAUGCUGUCGGUGUGGGACUGCAGCCGGGGAGUGAAGCUGGCUGAGAUCAAGAGUACAAAUGACUCAGUCCUGGCCGUUGGCUUCAACCCUCGUGACAGCAGCUGCAUCGUCACCAGUGGGAAAUCUCACGUCCACUUCUGGAAUUGGAGUGGUGGAGUAGGGGUUCCUGGGAAUGGGACCCUUACCCGGAAACAGGGUGUCUUUGGGAAAUACAAGAAACCCAAGUUUAUUCCUUGCUUUGUGUUCCUUCCGGAUGGAGACAUUCUCACUGGAGACUCAGAGGGGAACAUUCUCACCUGGGGGCGGAGUGCUUCGGAUUCCAAGACCCCAGGCAGGGGUGGGGCCAAAGAGACCUAUGGGAUUGUGGCCCAGGCUCACGCUCAUGAAGGUUCCAUCUUCGCCUUGUGUCUCCAGCGGGACGGGACAGUGCUGAGUGGUGGCGGGCGGGACCGCCGGCUGGUACAGUGGGGGCCCGGGUUGGUGGCCCUCCAGGAGGCUGAGAUUCCUGAGCACUUUGGGGCCGUGCGAGCCAUUGCUGAAGGGCUUGGCUCUGAGCUGCUGGUGGGAACCACGAAGAAUGCAUUGCUGAGGGGAGAUCUGGCCCAAGGCUUCUCCCCUGUAAUCCAGGGUCACACUGAUGAGCUCUGGGGGCUCUGCACACACCCCUCCCAGAACCGCUUCCUCACCUGCGGCCAUGACCGGCAGCUCUGCCUGUGGGAUGGGGAGAGCCAUGCGCUGGCCUGGAGCAUCGACCUCAAGGAGACUGGUCUCUGUGCUGACUUCCACCCGAGUGGGGCAGUUGUGGCCGUAGGACUGAACACGGGGAGGUGGUUGGUUUUGGACACAGAGACCAGAGAGAUCGUGUCUGAUGUCAUUGAUGGCAAUGAGCAGCUCUCAGUGGUCCGGUACAGCCCAGAUGGGUUGUACCUGGCCAUUGGUUCCCAUGACAACGUGAUCUACAUCUAUAGUGUUUCCAGUGAUGGCGCCAAAUCCAGCCGCUUUGGCCGCUGUAUGGGUCACUCCAGCUUCAUCACUCAUCUUGACUGGUCCAAGGAUGGGAAUUUCAUAAUGUCCAAUUCUGGGGACUAUGAGAUUCUUUACUGGGACGUGGCUGGAGGCUGCAAGCAGCUGAAGAAUCGCUAUGAGAGCCGAGACCGGGAAUGGGCUACCUACACCUGCGUGCUGGGUUUCCACGUCUACGGCGUGUGGCCGGACGGCUCCGAUGGGACCGACAUCAACUCCCUGUGCCGCUCCCACAACGAGCGCGUGGUGGCGGUGGCCGACGACUUCUGCAAAGUGCAUCUAUUCCAGUACCCGUGCGCUCGUGCCAAGGCGCCGAGCCGCAUGUACGGGGGCCACGGCAGCCACGUGACCAGCGUCCGGUUCACGCACGACGACUCGCACCUCGUAUCGCUGGGCGGCAAGGACGCCAGCAUCUUCCAGUGGCGAGUGCUGGGCGCUGGGGGCGCGGGGCCGGCGCCUGCCACGCCCUCUCGAACCCCCUCCCUCUCUCCUGCCUCCUCCCUCGACGUUUGAUCGCUGCCGGUGGGACCUACUGGCCUGGCGGCGUGGCCCCGCCCCGCUCUGCCCUGCCCUAAUCCCCCACGACCAGGGGCCGACUCUUUCCUCGACUGACUUCGAAACAUUCCCGACGGCGCAUUUCCCUGGAGGGCGCGAACGGCGCCCCUGCACACACUGUUUAGACCCGCUGGUUGAGCCGGGCAGCCCCAACCUAGGCCUUGACUCCCGCUGCCUGCUGAGGGGCAAUAAACCAGAACCAAAGUCGC